CCGAUGUGGGAAGACGUCCCGACACGUCACUGAGUCAAACGCUGACGAUGUUACGCGAAUCGUCGCAAAGUUGAAAUAUAAACUAAUGAAGAACUCAGCUGAAUGGAAAACAAAAUUAAAUCCACAAAAAUUUAUAUCGAUUCUGUAAAAGCUACAAAGCAGUCGUAACUGAAUUGUGAAAACGGGAGUAAUUUAUAAAAAAUAUGAACAUUGAAAUAGAGCACUAUCAGUGGUAGUGAUGGAGUAAUGCUUUGUGCUACAAAUAGAUAAGUGUCAAAAACAAAAAUGAUGAUAGAGUUGAGCGAGUAUCGGUGAAGUGCAGUGAUGAUAGCAGUCGCAGCAUGACCACUUGGAUGGCGCUGUUCGGGCUGGUGUGGCUGUUGCGUGUGCGCGGCUCGCUGUGUGGUUGCGCGGCGUGUAAGCGCGCGCGCCAAGAGGCAGUAGACGCGCCCGACGACCUCACCCCGCGCGCGCCUAGCCCUGAAGAGCGCGCGCCCUUUGACGUCAUAGCGCUCGAGAACUACACGCGAGACGUCACAGUGCAGACGGACUUCGACGAUGACGAAAUCGAAAAUCUAGAUAAGAUCGAAUUACAAAUUUCCGAGGAGUCUCACGUCGGCAACUACGAUUGCAGCAGGGAACAACUCGUGCAAAGUCCCGGAAGCGACCGUCGCGUUUCAGGAAGUUACCAGUACCCAUCAGACUCGGACAGCGAAUCGGUCUGGGAAACAGCAGAGGUGACAUUAGAGCGUGGUGCCAACGGUCUUGGACUCAGCAUAGCUGGAGGUGAAACGGGCGGUGACGUCAGCAUCACAAGGCUCGCAGCAGGGGGCGCCGCGAAAAAGGACGGACGGUUACAAAUUGGAGACAUCCUGUUAGAAGUUAACGAUAUUUCCGUUGAGGGCGCCCCUCAUUCGGCAGCUGUAGAAGCGUUGCAACAAGCUGGGAACAUAGUAAGACUGCGAGUAAGAAGAGCUCGGAGACCUAGGGUGGUGAAGCUAUGGAGAGGCGCGCGUGGCCUCGGGCUGGGCAUAGCGGGUGGGUCGGACGACGCAGCGGGAGGCGGCGGAGUGUUCGUCUCGCACAUCGCCGUCGGCGGCGCCGCACACCACGAUGGCAGAUUAAGAUUAGGGGACAAGAUAUUAGCUGUUAGGGACGAGGACGGAAUUGAAACUUCAUUGGUGGGCGCGACUCACGCACAAGCGGUGUCUGCAUUGCGGAACACAGGGGAACAAGUUACCCUGGUUGUUCUACCUGCUGGAUCUAUACCUCCCGUGGCGCGAACGGCCCCCCUGUAUGCUACACGGACGCAAGCCACAUCGUGCUCUACACUGCACGAGCUUUUAGAGGAGGAACCGAAUGAAAUACCAAGGUGCGUUCGAAUGGUAAGGCUUGUGCGUUCAGGCUCCAGAUUAGGUAUGGAUAUAGUCGGGGGUUUGGGGGGAGAGGUAGAAGGAGCGCAGGGGACGGACGAAGAAGCGUGCGGUGUAUUCGUGUCUGGGGUGACAGCGGGCGGAGCGGCGUUUGGGAUGUUGCAUCGAGGCGACAGGAUACUGAGCGUCGACGGACGCGACUUGACAAGGGCGACGCAUGAACAGGCUGCAGCGGCUCUGAAGCAAUACUCGGGGAGUGCUGUAACAAUAGCAGCGCAAUACCAACCGGAACAAUACGAGAGGUUGCGCGCCCGCAUUCGAGCGAUAAACGCGGCGGCCGCCAUGUCGCCGCAUCUGAGGCACCCAACGCACGUACCCACGCAUACGGACAUUCACGCUAUGUACCCAAGGUAGCAGUGAACUAGCUGUGAAAAAGACCACUUGAUAAAUAUUGAAAAUUAGUUAGUGAAAAUUUUACAAUUGCAUAAAGUAAGUACACACUUGCUUGUAACAUAGCAUACUUUAGUUAUAAAAUUAAAAUCAUUGUGAUUUAUUUUGUAUUUCUUGUACUACAAUCGCGACUUUUUCUUUAUUACUACUGAUUAAAAUCAUAUUUAUAGAUUUUUUUUUAUUGAAACGAAGUGUUAAAUCUUUAUUUAUUAAAUUUUUGCUUUAAAUGGUCACAUGUAUCUGGCGGAAUUUGUUCACAUGAUCGCAUUUAUUUAUGCAUUUAUUUUCGGUUUAAGGUUUGAAACUGUAAUGAAUUAUAUUGUAUAACUAUGUUUGAAAAUAAUAACUUAAAAAUUUGUUAUUUAUCAAAGCUUUGAUGUUUCGUCAUAUAAAAAUUUCUUUAAUCUACAUCAAUAGCAAUAGUUUUUCAUUAUCGCAAUUCGGUAAUGCAAGUCCUAUUAUCAAAUACAGAUGUUUGAUGUUGAUUGCUAACUUUUAAUCUUAAUUUAGAAAAUUAGAAAUAGAUAAAAGAUUACAUAUGAAACAAUACAUUACGUUUGUGCGUUAAUAGGUUUCAACCACAAAUAUGUCAUUAUCACGUGUGUCGUGAAACCAAGUGAAACCUAAGUCGGUAUUUGUCGGUCUUUGAUAUCCAAUAUUGUCUUAGAUUUGUACUGAGCGUCGAAUUUAAUAACAGUGCCAUAUGGCGGAAUUUGAUUAGCUUGUAUCAUUCACCCAGCAAUACAACAGGAAAUACGGAUUUAAUCGAGAAACUCGACCCAAAUAACUUAGGUUGGUGUAUAUUUACCAAGUUUAUUAAGAAAAGAUGACGGUUUUAAUUCUAUGGCAACAUCAGGCAACUGGGGUCAAAACAUAAUCAACUUAACAUUAUAUACCUAUUUUUAUGACUUUUUUGUAAUUGUUAAAGAUAAAGUAAGUAUGUAAAAAUUGUGUAAGUAAUAAUUUCGUCAUUUUCAUUGUAUAUUAAAAUAAUAUGUUCAUCAUGAUGUCAUUAAGAUUGGGUAAUAAUUAUUUUCAUUGCACACAUUACAGUAAAACCGUCAAUAGUUGGAGCUUAUUGCAUUGUAAAUAAUACCUAUACAUUAAUGAAUCGAAUGAUCCAAAAAUAAAAAAUGUAGGAUUUUCCUAUUAAUUAAAGAAUGGUGACACUGAUUUGUUUAGAUCAUAAGUACCUAAGUAUUUAAUUGGUUAAUUAUUUUAUGGUGAAAAAAAAUCGACUUGUGUAAUGUUUUUUAUCUGUGAUACUAAGAUACUGUUAACGUUACUAUCAUUGUACGGUAAAAGUGAAAUUUAAUAUAUGUAUGACAUUGCAU
Molecule: messenger RNA, 3157 nt
Organism: Chilo suppressalis (striped riceborer)
Lineage: Eukaryota; Metazoa; Arthropoda; Insecta; Lepidoptera; Crambidae
Source: the annotation of a GenBank genome assembly